Molecule: messenger RNA, 2910 nt
Organism: Neodiprion virginianus
Lineage: Eukaryota; Metazoa; Arthropoda; Insecta; Hymenoptera; Diprionidae
Gene: kar
Product: monocarboxylate transporter 10
Exons: 9
Coding region: 653-2722 (689 amino acids)
Biological process (GO): transmembrane transport
Molecular function (GO): monocarboxylic acid transmembrane transporter activity
Source: RefSeq, a predicted model, not a curated record
AGUAACAGCAGGGUAAUUUUUCUCAGAUAUUUCUCUCCGUGUACCCACGCUUAUACCUUAUUUAACAAUGCAACGCUAGAGUUGAACUAAGAGAUGCGAAAUGAUUAUAUACGAGUACCUAUAUCUAUCAUUUACUCCCAAGAGUGCUUUAAGUUAAGGCGAAAAACACUAAUUCUCGUCCGCCAGCUAGACCGUAUUUACGAAUUUGUUGUUUAAAAAAAAACACGGACCCGGUCACGCUCUGCAUAGUACAAAUAUCGUGUUGCAGCAGUAUGCGUGCAAGUUGCUGUGAGCACAACACCAGAUACUUGUAGAAUUUGCGGCACCGUGAAAGCUGCAAAUCACGUACAACUCAAAAGCUAUCGAGUGUCGCCGAUCCGCGAGCGAUUGUGGUCAGUGGACCGAGGUCCGUGGCUUGCGACGCAGUCUUCUCCCAGCCGUCGCGUACGUCGGAUGGGAAUCUCUCCCAACUGUCGAAGCUUCUGUAAUAGCUCACCGGUGUCCGCGUUGACUCGAUCCGUCCCCGACAAAGGAUCUCCCGUUCCCGCAGGACCGAUGAUAAAGGCGAGACGCUAGCAGCAGGAGAAUCGGUAUCCAGGAUUAGCGGUAAUCCAGAGUGACAUUCUCGUCAGACUUCUACCCGAGACUCAGGAUGACCGUGACGGAGAGCGGAGAGGGUAAGCAGGCCUCGGUUCCGGACCUUUACUCCCAGCUUCGAGGUGCCGCGGCCGAAAUUGACGAACGCGCCUCCAGCGAGGAGUCGCAGUCAGCUGCGGUGAACGCGAACGGAAUCGCCUCACUCCCUCGGGAAAUCGGUCCCGCACCUACGGACGCCGAGCGGGGUGCUUCCAUCCCGUCGUCGUACGGAUGGUCAAAUCCUCUUUCGAACGACGCGACGGUCGUCGGGGUUGCAGAGGAACUGGCACCGUUGAAUCAAACCGCGAACCCGACGGUACUAAACGCACAUGGCGGUGGUGCCUUGAAAAAGAUGGUCGGCCCGAUGUCGGCUGAGGUCAAGGCUGAGCCUCCGGACGGUGGGUGCAGAGCAUGGGUGAUUAUGGUUGCCAGUUUCUUCGUUAAUGGAAUCAUCCUGGGCGUGAUUAAUUCCGCUUCCGUCAUCCACAUACAGCUGGAAGGAAUGCUCAAGAGUAGGAAUGUAACUGGAGCGUCUUCCAAGGCCUCCCUAGUGACUUCCUUGGCGAUUGGUAUGAUGUUCCUUAUGUCACCGGUCGCCGGUAUUCUCACGGAUAAAAUUGGGGUACAAAUGACGACCCUCCUUGGUGGUGGCCUCGCGACGUUGGGAUUGUUUAUAUCUUCCUUUAUUUGGCAGAAGAUAGAGGUCAUGUACUUAACGUACGCUAUAAUGUAUGGUCUGGGUGCUAGCCUCGCUUACACACCUAGUCUGGUCAUCCUUGGUCACUAUUUCAAGCGACGAUCGGGUCUGGUAAAUGGCAUUGUGACGGCGGGUAGUUCCGCCUUCACGGUUGCCAUGCCGUACGUCAUGCAAGCUCUACUUGACAGCGUUGGCAUGAAGGGUUUGCUUAUUAGUCUGGCCGCCCUUACCGCGGGUGUCAUGGCUUGCGCCGUACUAUUCAAGCCUUUGCUACCGCCAUCAUCGUCACCCGAAAGAUGUGCCGCAGGCCGUUUCAACUUCCAAUUAAAACUGAAAGAGGUGAUCAACAUCUCAAUGUGGAAGAGGAAACGCUACGUCAUUUGGGCUACCGCAAUUCCCUUAGCACUUUUCGGAUACUUUGUGCCAUACGUUCACAUUGGUGCGUUCGUGAAGAAAAAUUUUGCUGGACACGACGAAAAGUUGCCCGUAAUGUGCAUCGCUAUCACGUCUGGAGUGGGGCGCCUUCUGUUCGGAUUCGUAGCCGAUUUGCCACGUGUGAACCGUAUACUUUUGCAACAGAUUUCGUUCGUCACCAUUGGUCUCCUGACAAUGCUGUUACCUGUGACCAAUUCCUUCAACCUACUGCUAGUAAUUUCUCUUGGAAUGGGGCUGGUUGACGGGUGCUUCAUUUCUCUUCUGGGUCCAAUUGCAUUCGAUAUAUGCGGUCAAAAGGACGCUAGUCAGGCAAUUGGAUUUUUGCUGGGAAUGUGCUCUGUACCGCUGACUGUUGGGCCACCGAUCGCCGGAUAUUUGUUCGAUUCCCAAGGCUCAUACACCUUGGCAUUCAUUUUGGCUGGCGUUCCUCCGAUCGUUGGUGCGAUUGUAAUGUUCUUGGUGAGGUUCGUCGACGAUAACACGACCGGCUGUGGGAAAGACGAAACUGAACCAUCCGAAUGCUUGCAUCAGCCCUUGGCACAACCCGCUUGGCAAAACGGAAACGGAAUAAAGUUGGGCCUGGGCGGAGCUAGGGAAGAACCCUGGAGCUGCCAAACUAACCACAUUGGCGAUGAGUUUGGGAAACGGAUCGACGAUAGUGUUAGGAGGUGCUCGUCGUAUCGCUAUGACCGCUACUACUACUUCUACCGCAAUUGCAAGCGGCAGAACAUGCAUAAAACAACCUCAUUGACACCCGAUCGUCCGCGACGAGGCUGUCAACUUGUGCCGCACGAUAUUGCACGAUAUUCGGAAAGUGAACCCCUACUUCUCUGUACAACGUCUACAUCGUGUAGCAAUAAGGGCGCGAAGUGGAAUUGGUCUUUACAUGACUAUCGUGACGAUUACCGCGACUGGCAUUAUUCGGAAAAUAGUUUGUGUCAGCGGGAGUUCUAGAAAUUUGGGAUAACUUCGCUUCUUUUGUAAACACUCAGAAUUUCGCUACUGUGACAGUCCUUUCAGGAAAGAAGAUCCUGCCGAAUGAAUCUUAUAAAGUGCGCACUCCAUACGAAUAGACGCUGACAAACGUAUUGAUAUUCUCUACUUGUUUUUCUACCUUAUGUAAAUAAACUGCUUUAUUUGUA